AUAGGGCAAUGCAAGGGUAUCAAAUCUUUGGCGUGCCAAAGAUAAAAUUAAUCUAUUAUUUCUCUUCUUUAUUCUACAGAAACAACACAGAGAGCGCCGAGCUGGUAUCUCAUUACGAAUCAAGUCUUUCGCUGCCAGAUAUAUUGCCCAUACCCUCUAAAACCUAUGACAAGAAUCGUGCACCCAAAUUGCUCGGUCAACCAACCGUUGUUUAUUUUCAUGUUACCGUGCUUUCACUGGACUCUAUUAAUGAGGAGUCUAUGACGUAUGUGACGGACAUAUUUUUAGCACAAAGUUGGCGCGAUCCCCGACUGCGAUUGCCAGAGAACAUGAGCGAACAAUAUCGCAUCCUGGACGUGGAUUGGUUGCAUAGCAUUUGGCGUCCCGAUUGCUUCUUUAAGAAUGCCAAAAAGGUGACAUUUCAUGAGAUGAGCAUACCAAAUCACUAUCUCUGGCUAUAUCACGACAAGACGCUUCUCUACAUGUCCAAAUUGACGCUGGUGCUUUCGUGUGCCAUGAAAUUUGAAUCUUAUCCGCACGAUACACAAAUCUGUUCCAUGAUGAUAGAAAGCUUGUCCCACACGGUGGAGGAUUUGGUAUUCAUUUGGAAUAUGACCGAUCCGCUGGUGGUCAAUGCUGAGAUCGAGCUGCCACAACUGGAUAUAUCAAAUAACUAUACGACAGAUUGCACCAUUGAGUACUCAACGGGCAACUUCACCUGUCUGGCGAUUGUCUUUAAUUUGCGUCGCCGGUUGGGUUAUCAUCUAUUUCACACGUAUAUACCAUCGGCGCUCAUUGUGGUCAUGUCGUGGAUAUCGUUUUGGAUCAAGCCGGAGGCCAUACCGGCACGUGUUACUCUGGGCGUUACGUCGCUGCUCACCUUGGCCACACAGAAUACACAAUCUCAGCAAUCGCUGCCACCGGUCUCUUAUGUCAAAGCCAUUGAUGUAUGGAUGUCCUCCUGUUCGGUGUUCGUUUUCUUGUCUCUCAUGGAGUUUGCCGUCGUCAAUAAUUACAUGGGACCGGUGGCCACUAAAGCAAUGAAGGGUUACUCGGAUGAAAAUAUCACAGAUCUAGAUGACUUAAAGCAUCAUCACCGGGAGUCGAUAAUUGAGCCACAAUACGAUACAUUCUGUCAUGGGCAUUCCACCGCCAUAUAUAUAGAUAAAUUCUCGCGCUUCUUUUUCCCGUUCUCGUUCUUCAUACUCAACAUUGUGUACUGGACUACGUUCCUAUGAUCUGAAUGAACUUAGGAGUUUUUAAGCAAUUAAUAAAAUUAUAAAUACAAAGCGC
Drosophila innubila is the source of this 1293-nucleotide messenger RNA. It is a transcript of the gene HisCl1, whose product is annotated as glycine receptor subunit alpha-4. The coding region runs from base 9 to 1238 and encodes 409 amino acids. Lineage: Eukaryota; Metazoa; Arthropoda; Insecta; Diptera; Drosophilidae. Gene Ontology annotation, biological process: nervous system process; chemical synaptic transmission; signal transduction. Gene Ontology annotation, molecular function: transmembrane signaling receptor activity; chloride channel activity; extracellular ligand-gated monoatomic ion channel activity. The record is from RefSeq and is a predicted model, not a curated record. Gene Ontology annotation, cellular component: neuron projection; membrane; synapse. The transcript has 5 exons.